GUAGAAUAUGUGGUGGUCGGAGUGUUCGAAUACGUAGAGGCCCAGGACACAUUGAAGACAAGCAGGUGGAGUUGGAGUGUAUUCUCAGUUGCAGAUCGGAUUGCGCACAUUCAUGUUCAUCCGUGCUCACGUACAAUAGUUUCUCUAUGGGAGCCAUAGCGGCCGGGCGUCGAGGCAAGCAAUGGCAGUCGGAAAAUACUUCUGCCACCGUUGCAGGAGGCCAUCCCCACGGUGCUGCAGGAGGCCUUCAGGGACCACCACAUCGACGAGGAGGCCCUGUGUCUGGUUUCGUCGCUGACGACGGCCUCGUGGUCCGAGCGCGCCAGCCUUUGGGACGCGAGGAGGAGCGCCUUCCUGCGGGAGGCCCUGGGGGAGCUGGAGGCCCAUGCCAAGCAGCAUUCCAAAGAGGAGGCCCGCCGAAUCGAGCACUCGAGGACGCCCACCGUCCUGUCCAGGCUGAUGGAGGCGUGGCUGGCGAUGCCGCCGCCGGGCGCCGCCCGCGUUCCGCAGCAACCUGCGUCGAUGGGCGGCGCGGCCUCGGUGCGCGCGCGCGGUGCCGCGCCGGGGACCCCGCGCGCUCUGUGCGCGCGCGGCGUCCCCGCCCUCGCGCCCCUGUGCUCGUGCGAACCUGGAGAUCCGGCGCUCCGACAAAAAUCGGAGCUGCCGGCUCCAGGCCGUUUUCGGCCCCAGGGGGCCCUCGCCGGGCCUCGGGGUCGUCAAGAGACGACGCGGGACGGAAGACCUGCCCUGGGGAAGCGAUCCAGACCUCCGGGGUCCACGCAUCGAAG
Messenger RNA from Prorocentrum cordatum, 788 nucleotides. NCBI's taxonomy places the organism in Eukaryota, Dinophyceae, Prorocentrales, Prorocentraceae. The record is from the annotation of a GenBank genome assembly.